GGACCCUCCUAAAUGUAAUAGGUAAUUAUACUAUCAGAGACAGGCAUCGUCGGCCUCUUGAACAACUACUACUGCCAUCGCACAGACGCUAACCGCUGGAUUAAUGCUGGCCGUCUAUUACCCUCCGGAUUGAUUUAGAGCAAUUGCGCUACUAAUUAAUUAAAGAACCAAUACAUCCGCCUCCACCCGGGAGAGGUGGGGAGCGAGGAUUAAUUACAGCGCGGGGCCGCGUGCCCAUAAACAAAAAGCCAGCAAUAAUUCCAUUAAGGCCUAAAACUAACCCCGCCGUAAUAAAUCUGUGUGCGGCGCCCAUUACUCGCGGCCGAUAACGCGCCGCCCAUCGGCCGCGCCGCCCGCGUGCUCGACGCCGCCACCCCGCGGACAUCGACAUCUCCUGACCACAUCUGCGUUGCGUCACUAAAUUGGAACUUGCAAUCUAUGAAAACAACUUUUCCUAUUUUCCUCGACGUACCGUUACAAAUGGAAGGCAUGGCGGCGAUGCUGGCCCCGCCCCUGGGCGGCUCGAAUGGGCGCGCACCGCAGCGGCAAGCCCACGCCUCUGCCAGUGCUCUCGUACGCUCCGGCCCUGACGCACGCGUUCGUUAUCUCACCUGGGCCGCUAUCUCAUCUCUUCAUCUACCCCAAUUUGAUUGAACGUACUUUAGUGAUCGAGUCGUGUGUGCUUGGUGAUUCCUACAUAUUUUCAUAGCUGACGACUGAACGAUUCCUGCUAAGCGGACCCGUUAAUAUUUACAUAGGUUACAGAAAAGAAUGGUAAUUGCUUGAUUCGAUUGGAGGCAGCAGAAUGUUCGGAGGCAACGGGGGAGGGUAUGCGGGCAGCGGCGACUGCGCCGAGGGCUACGGGCUGGGCUACGUGGCGGGCGGAGGCCGCCUUCAGCAGUACGCACACUUCCCGCACCAGAACGUCUGGCAUCACCAUCACACUCCCCACCACGACACUUACGGCAGUAGCAGCGUUGGUGGCGUCGGCUCCAUGGCCGGCGGCCUGUACCCCCAGAACAUGGUGAUGGGUUCCUGGUGCGCCCCAUACGACGCACUGCAGCGCCCUCCUGCAUACGAUGGCGGUCUGGAAUCUUACGAAGAGGGUCGUGAGUGUGUUAACUGCGGCGCCAAUAACACCCCGCUGUGGCGCAGGGACUCAACGGGGCACUACCUGUGCAACGCAUGCGGCCUCUACCACAAGAUCAACGGCGUGAACCGGCCGCUCGUCAAGCCCAGCAAGCGGCUGUCUGCUGCGCGGCGCCACGGGCAGUGCUGCACCAACUGCGGGUCCCGCAACACCACGCUGUGGCGACGCAACAACGAGGGCGAGCCCGUCUGCAACGCCUGCGGACUCUACUACAAGCUGCAUGGAAUUAAUCGGCCAUUAGCAAUGAGGAAGGACGGGAUUCAAACCAGGAAAAGGAAACCGAAAAAGUCUGCUAAUGGAGCUAAAUCCGCACAAGAAAGUUCCAAGAAAGAAGGACAAUGUUCACCUGGUGUUGAUGAAAGCAAGCCAAGCGUUUCAGAAGUGCCAUUGCCUUUAACGGCAUCUAUGUCUAGUCACGGGUCCCUCUCGAAGGCCCGCGCAGAGGCGCACUCGUCGGAGACGUCCCCUCACGCGCACUCCCACAGCCAAGGGCACGGGCACACGCAGUACCCCCUGGGCCUGCCCGCGGCUCCUGGCUUCCUCUCCAACCCUUCGAUCUUCAACAUUAAGAGUGAACCAAACGCCCCCAAUGGCUACGAUGGAUAUGCGACCCACUCUGGCAGCCAUUACCACUCGCAACAGCACUACUUGCACGCAUUACAGUACGGCCUCGGUAACAGCGAAGAAGAGGAAGGCAGUGGCUUUCUCCACCAGCGCAACGUGACCGCGCACGCCAAGCUCAUGGCCUCCACGUAGCGCUCCCCGAACCUGUCCACUGGACGACUACACUAACUCAUAUCUACACUUGAAUACUAUCUCAUUUAGGUGAACCUUACGCAAGUGGGACUGUGCAGGAUAACAGUGGCGUAGCCGUGGCACCGCGUGGGCAACGCAUUUUGAGACAAUAUCACCCCACCAAUGCAUUCCACAAAUUAGAUAAUGAACAAAUGCCAAGGAAUCUGUCUUAGUCUUAAGUCUAUAAUGUAAGUUAUGUAUAUAACAAAUAUGUAUUUGAAAUAUUUAUGAAUACUGUUUUACUACUGUUGGGUGAGACAAAAUAGUUCGCCAUGUUCAAUCUAAAUUCUGAUUUCUUACAUUUGACAAGUUACAAAACCAGCACAAUGUAUUUUAAGUAUAGAUAUCGAUGUAGAGAGAUGUAUGUAUAGCAGUUCACGUUAUACAUAAUUGUAAAAAUAGAUUAUAUUUGACUGACUAGACUACUGCUACUGCUUAUUCCACUAAAGUGCUGGAAAUAAAGUACAACAUCAGAGGGCCUACUACAAACUUGGAAAAUGUGUAUUUUCAUCUUUGUCACCAAG
Cydia amplana is the source of this 2469-nucleotide messenger RNA. RefSeq names its product GATA-binding factor A-like. The transcript is spliced from 9 exons. The record is from RefSeq and is a predicted model, not a curated record. Bases 806 to 1906 code for a protein of 366 amino acids. Gene Ontology annotation, molecular function: zinc ion binding; DNA-binding transcription factor activity, RNA polymerase II-specific; RNA polymerase II cis-regulatory region sequence-specific DNA binding. Gene Ontology annotation, biological process: negative regulation of transcription by RNA polymerase II; cell fate commitment; positive regulation of transcription by RNA polymerase II. NCBI's taxonomy places the organism in Eukaryota, Metazoa, Arthropoda, Insecta, Lepidoptera, Tortricidae.